This is a messenger RNA of Peronospora matthiolae, 651 nucleotides long. Lineage: Eukaryota; Oomycota; Peronosporomycetes; Peronosporales; Peronosporaceae. The record is from the annotation of a GenBank genome assembly.
AUGUACGAAGGGAUUGACAACCUGAAAUCCCUUUACGACCGUGCCGGGAAGACUUUCUCCGGUGGUCCUUCUGCGGCACAGGAUGUGCCGCGUCGUUCUGCUCAACCAGACCCAGUACGUCAACCAUCAGUUGGGAGCGGGGCUCCCAAGUAUCCCAGGACGGGGGAUAGCCGCGCCAUCGGACGAGAUAACUCGUCCGACGUCCGUUCACGUCGCGGUGGUUCAACAGCUGCUCAACUAGAUAGCGCUGGCCAACGCGAGAGUCCUCUAAUGGAGGUGGAGGAGGAGGAAAGACGCUCUCCACACGAUCAUGUGGAUCGGUGUGUUUUCGAGAGCUUCUUUGAUCGCGUAACGCAAGGGUUACGCGGCGAUCUCGAACAUGAGCGGGACAGGCGUCUUCAACUGGCGGACGCUGUCUCGAAGCAUCGAGCUGAGUUUGCCUUUGCUCAGCUUAAGAACGAGAGAGCUCUGACAUCUCUUCGUGACGAGCUAAGGGUAGCUCGUGGGAUUGUUAAUCGGUCUCGAGAUGAGAUAAAUGCUCUUCAGACCCUUGUCGAUGCCCAUCAUCGGGAGCACAAGGCUCUCUGCGAGAUGCUUGAGCGCAAGGGCGUUCUUCAUCGGAAGAAGCAGCGUACUGAUGGUACGGCUUAA